ACUAACUUGUUCUACACUAAGACUAGGAAAACAGACUAUAUGGUUCCAAAAGAUUAGGACAAAAUAAAACUUAUUCAACGUUUAAAUUGCAGCAGGAUCAGGAAUAUAUAUUAGCAAACCAACAAUGUUGGAUCCUUUUCUUCUCUAGAAUCUCUACUCCCCCCAGAUAAAUUGCAAGAGGCAGAAGGGUAUACUUAAAAUUUUCAUGUUGAAUACUUAUUAAAACCACACACGAUGUUUCUCAUCUACUCUUAUGCAGAAGAUGCUUUAAUACUUUCAAUUUUUGUGCUUCUCUUUUAUGGAGGUUGCACGGUGGCCGUAGCUAAGAAUGCAACGUUUCCAGCACUCCUUGUGUUCGGGGACUCCAUAGUGGACACAGGGACUAACAAUUACAUCCCUACAAUAAUCAAGUGUGAUUUUGAGCCGUAUGGAAGAGAUUUCCAAGGUGGAAAACCAACCGGAAGGUUUAGUAAUGGAAAGGUUCCCUCUGACAUAGCAGGUGAAAUCUAUGGCAUUAAGGAGUUGUUACCACCAUAUCUUGACCCAUAUCUGCAGCUAGAAGACCUCCUCACUGGAGUAAGUUUUGCAUCAGGUGGCGCUCGAUAUGAUCCUCUCACAGCUAAAGUAGUGUCUGUUUUAUCAUUGACGGAUCAACUGCAACUGUUCAUGGAAUACAAAGAGAAGAUAAAAUUAGCAUUAGGGGAAGAACAGAUUGCUGCUUUUAUUUCAAAAGCCGUAUUCUUUAUCUGCGUUGGAAGUGCUGAUAUUGUUAAUACUUACUAUGCUACUAUGCUCCGGAGUUUUGAGUAUGACAUUGAUUCAUACACUAAUUUAACAGUCAGCUAUGGAGCACAAUUCUUCCAGGAGCUUUAUCGGCUUGGAGCAAGGAGAGUUUUGGUUCUGGGAGUGCCGAUGCUUGGGUGCAUACCUAUACAAAGAACGCUGGGUGGAGGGGCAAGAAGAGUCUGCGCAGAUAAACAAAAUCAUGCAGCAUUACUCUUCAACUCCAAGCUCUCUUCCCAAAUUGCUUCUAUCAAGAACAAUCUUCCAGAAUUCAAAAUUGUCUAUUUUGAUACCUACUAUCCAUUUCUAUACAUCCUCCAAAACGCUGAAAAAUUGGGGUUUGAAGUGGCAAAUAGAGGCUGUUGCGGCGCAGGCAACAUAGAAGUGAGCAUUCUGUGCACCCGUCUCCAUGAUUUAGAAACCUGCAAAGACGCCUCAAAAUUCGUUUUUUGGGACAGCUACCAUCCCACAGAGAAGACUUACAGGAUCCUUACCAAUAUGGUCCUUAAUGAACACCCUCAGGAACUUCUCUGAUCUCGAGGAUUGUUACAGUUAGAAAUUUAUAUAAGCAUUAUUCGAUCAGAAGAGCUAAGUGCAAUUGGGCCCAAGUACUAGCUGCACUGGACAACAUUUCUCUUGUUUGAUGCCAAAAAGGUUCUAGCCUUUCGUUGUGUUAAAGUUCAUUACUAGCCUGAUCUUUCUCAAGAAUUAUUGUUUAACUCUCCAUGGGGAAGCCUUAUUGAGUCAGGCACCUUGAUCUCUUUCUUUUUCUCUUUGUUAACUUUUAGAUUAGAGUGUUGAAGCGUGGAAGGUUUUGGGGUAGAUUUGCUUCCAGUUGCAUCGGCUACUUUCAUGUUCCUAAACCAUCUUUGGACAUUUGUAAUACUAUUCUUUGCAGAUCCCAGAAAAAAAAAAA
This is a messenger RNA of Rubroshorea leprosula, 1699 nucleotides long. The record is from the annotation of a GenBank genome assembly. NCBI's taxonomy places the organism in Eukaryota, Viridiplantae, Streptophyta, Magnoliopsida, Malvales, Dipterocarpaceae.